CUCCAAUGUUCCUCAUGCAUUGCUAAAACCCUCUCUCUCUUUCUCUCUCUCUGCCAUUUCCCCCCGUUUGCUUUUGGAACUCCAAAGUUCUCGUCCUUUUGUUAUUCUUAGGAAACGCCUCUGAAGAAGAGGCACAAGAAACCUCCGAAGCUGCAAAAAUCUUGGUUUUUUUUUCGCAGAAAUGGCUGCAGAAAAGGCCGAGCAACAAGAGCAGAUAACUCUGCAAAACCUAAGCCAAGCUUUCCCUAUCUCAGUCGAACCUCAAAGCCAAGACUCGGACAAACCAUCGAACCCCAACCUCCCAAGCUUCCUGUCGUCAGUGAGGCUCAAGUACGUGAAGCUCGGCUACCACUACCUCAUAUCCAACGCCAUGUAUUUACUGCUCGUGCCACUCCUCGGCAUCUCCUCAGCCCACUUCUUGACCCUCACGGCCCAAGACCUGGCCCAACUCUCGGACCAACUGAGGUUCAACCUCGUCACCGUCGUCCUCUUCCCUGCCGUCAUGGUGUUUCUGGUAACUCUCUCCUUCGUGACCCGACCAAGCAAAGUCUACCUUGUUGACUUCGCCUGUUACAAGCCCAAACCGGCCCAGAUAUGCACCGGCGAGACCUUCAUGGAGAUCUCGGAGCUCACGACCGCCUUCAACGAGGAGAACCUUGCUUUCCAGCAUAAGAUAUUUGAGAAGUCCGGGCUCGGGCAGCGGACUUACUUGCCCGAGGCCGUGCUCCAGGUCCCACCAAACCUAUGCAUGGCAGAAGCACGGGCAGAGGUUGAGGCCGUGAUGUUCGGGGCCAUCGACCAGCUGCUGCCCAGGACCGGGGUCAAGGCUAAGGACAUAGGGAUCCUCGUUGUGAACUGUAGUUUGUUCAACCCGACACCGUCCCUGUCGUCAAUGAUCGUGAAUCACUACAAGCUCAGAGGGAACGUGUUGAGCUACAAUCUUGGUGGGAUGGGUUGCAGCGCUGGGUUGACUGCUAUCGACCUUGCUAAGCACUUGCUACAGGUACAUCAUAACUCUUAUGCCCUAGUGGUGAGCACCGAGAGCCUCACCCUCAACUGGUAUCUCGGCAAUGACCGGUCAAUGCUCAUCUCAAACUGCCUCUUCCGAAUGGGUGGGGCAGCCAUCCUCCUCUCCAACCGGUCCUCCGACCGCCGCCGCUCCAAGUACCAGCUCAUCCACACCGUGCGCACCCACAAAGGCUCGGACGACAAAAGCUAUGGUAGCUUGUUCCAGCGAGAGGACCAGAAGAAGAAGAUCGGCUUGUCGCUAUCCAUGGACUUGGUGGCGGUCAUCAAGGAAGCCAUAAAGACCAACAUCAUGACCCUUGGCCCGGCAGUGCUCCCAAUGUCAGAACAGCUCUGGUUCUUCAUGACCUUGGUCGCAAGGAAGGUGUUCAAGAUGAAGAUUAGGCCAUACAUUCCCGACUUCAAGUUGGCCUUUAAGCAUUUUUGCAUCCACGUUGGAGGCCGACCUGUUCUUGAUGAGAUGGAGAAGAGCCUCGAGCUCACCAAGUGGCACAUGGAGCCAUCACGAAUGACUCUAUACCGAUUCGGGAACACCUCGAGUAGCUCAGUGUGGUAUGAAUUGGCCUAUUUGGAGGCCAAAGGAAGGAUUAGGAAAGGCGAUAGGACAUGGCAAAUCGCAUUUGGGGCCGGAUUCAAGUGCAACAGCGCAGUUUGGCAGGCGUUGAGGACCGUUGACUCGGUGAAGGAGAACAACCCAUGGAUGGACGAUAUUCACGAGUUCCCUGUCAAUGUUUCAUAAGCGUUAUCCAUUGAUCUGACGCGAAAUAAGCGCUUCGGUUGGGAUUUUGCCAAUAUAAGCAAAGUUGAUUCCGAAUGAUACGCAAAUCCUUAAUUAUUCUAUUGCCUUGUGCUCAUAAGCAAGCAUCAUUCCAAAUCUUAUGGUUACGUAGGUAUUUAAAUAUGUCGAGAAUUUUCUAAUACUCGUGGUUAUCUAAAUAUUUGAAUAUGUCAAGUAUUUGCGAUUAUC
Messenger RNA from Eucalyptus grandis, 1993 nucleotides. Its product is annotated as 3-ketoacyl-CoA synthase 11-like. Gene Ontology annotation, cellular component: membrane. The record is from RefSeq and is a predicted model, not a curated record. NCBI's taxonomy places the organism in Eukaryota, Viridiplantae, Streptophyta, Magnoliopsida, Myrtales, Myrtaceae. Gene Ontology annotation, biological process: fatty acid biosynthetic process. Gene Ontology annotation, molecular function: acyltransferase activity, transferring groups other than amino-acyl groups. The transcript is spliced from 2 exons. The coding region runs from base 182 to 1765 and encodes 527 amino acids.